AGUUGGGGCUCUCGGAUGUGCACCCUCCUCCGGCGCUUUGGAGGGGCGGUAGAGGGCGCGCGCUGCCCCCCAUCAAGGGCGGACCUUAAAACGCACCCCCACAGCCUGGGGGUGGCGGGGAACGAGGUGGCUCGGGCGCACCCACCCCCUCGCCUUCCCCAGGGAGAGGCGGGGGCAGGAAGCGAGGGCGGGGGCCGCGCCAGGGGCUGUAAACACGGGCCCGGGAAGUGGGGCGAGGGGGGGUGCGCUGCAGCCGCGCCGGCCAGCCGCUGCCUGGGGGUGGGGGGGGAAUCGCCCCGCCUGGCCCUGACCCGAGCCGCCCCCACCCCGCAGGGCUCCUCUCACCUACCCCAGCAACUCAAAUUCACCACCUCCGACUCCUGCGACCGGAUCAAAGAUGAGUUUCAGCUGCUGCAGGCUCAGUACCACAGCCUGAAGCUCGAAUGUGACAAGCUGGCCAGUGAGAAGUCAGAGAUGCAGCGUCACUACGUGAUGUACUACGAGAUGUCCUACGGCUUGAACAUCGAGAUGCACAAGCAGGCGGAGAUAGUCAAGAGGCUGAAUGGGAUCUGUGCCCAGGUCCUCCCCUACCUUUCCCAAGAGCACCAACAGCAGGUCCUGGGAGCCAUUGAGAGAGCGAAGCAGGUCACUGCUCCUGAGCUGAACUCCAUCAUCCGGCAACAGCUCCAGGCCCACCAGCUGUCCCAGCUGCAGGCCCUGGCCCUGCCCCUGACCCCGCUGCCCGUGGGGCUGCAGCCGCCCGCGCUGCCGGCCGUCAGUGCGGGCACCGGCCUGCUCUCGCUGUCCGCGCUGGGCUCGCAGGCCCACCUCUCCAAGGAAGACAAGAACGGGCACGACGGUGACACCCACCAGGAGGACGACGGCGAGAAGUCGGAUUAGGGGGCGCGGGACGGGAGGGUGGGGGACAGAGGGGACACGACACGACCUGACACGGAAGAGAGGGAUAGCGCAAGACACAGCAUAGCUCGGGAUUGGCUGAAGUCCGAAGUAUUUAUGGCCGCUGGCUGCUGGGGCCCCAGCCCUGCCUGUGCGCCGCCCCUAGCUUCGCUCACACCCCCGGCCUCCCUCCUCCUCCCCCCCCCUUCCUCCGCCCCCACCCCUGCAGCCCGAGUGGGUGAACACCCGCUUCACCCCGCUCGUCCACACAGGAGGCAAGCUGAGGCCUGGAGGCACAAACGGGAAGCCAGGUCAGAGGAGAGCAAAGCCUCCAGGAGCCCCGCACCGAACCCCUGCACUUCCCCAACCGCACAUGCGCACCUGAGGCCGCCCGCCGGGCCCCUCGGGGCGCGCCCCCCAGCCUCUCACCCUGGCACUUGCAUGCAGACACCACGCUAGCUGCCCCUUCCCGCCCUGGGCACCUCCGCCCUCCCCCUCCCUCCCCUCCCCUGCGGGUUCCGGAGCCCAUGCCCACCUGUCUUCGCCCCUCUGCGAGAGAGGGGGCAGGGAGAGUGAGCUUAGCCAGGAGCAGGGGGAGGGGGGGCGGGCGUCGCACAAUUCCCUUUCUCCCCUUCCCGAAUAAAGAUGAGGGUACUCAAGUUGUCUUGGUUUUUAUUUUAUUUUUUUUCUUUUUCCAGUAUACUAGCUUGUCUUUUAAGAAAAGGGAUAUUAAAAAAAAAGACAAAAAUGUUAAAAAAAAAAAACCAAGCAACACCCACACCUGUGUGUGUAUAUAGCCUUUUAGACUGUCAGCUUUUGUUGUGCUCAGUCGUCUGAUCGCUGCCGAGAAGUGACAAUGCUGUGUUGAGGGUGGGCUUAGCUGUGCCUUUCAAAUAAAGAUGUGAGAAGGUUG
Molecule: messenger RNA, 1810 nt
Organism: Suricata suricatta (meerkat)
Lineage: Eukaryota; Metazoa; Chordata; Mammalia; Carnivora; Herpestidae
Gene: TLE5
Product: TLE family member 5, transcriptional modulator
Exons: 6
Coding region: 16-900 (294 amino acids)
Biological process (GO): negative regulation of canonical Wnt signaling pathway; regulation of DNA-templated transcription
Cellular component (GO): nucleus; transcription regulator complex
Molecular function (GO): protein binding; transcription corepressor activity
Source: RefSeq, a predicted model, not a curated record